Hippocampus comes (tiger tail seahorse) is the source of this 1718-nucleotide messenger RNA. RefSeq names its product inhibin beta A chain-like. Gene Ontology annotation, molecular function: cytokine activity; growth factor activity. Gene Ontology annotation, cellular component: extracellular region. The record is from RefSeq and is a predicted model, not a curated record. Lineage: Eukaryota; Metazoa; Chordata; Actinopteri; Syngnathiformes; Syngnathidae. Bases 272 to 1414 code for a protein of 380 amino acids. The transcript is spliced from 2 exons.
GUGUGUGUGUGUGUGUGUGUGUGUGUGUGUGUGUGUGUGUGUGUGUGAUGUCGCUGACUCACAGGGAAAUUCCUGUGUGGUGGUGGAGGGAGGGAUCAAAUGGACACCCAAGUAUAAUUAGUGUAUGUGAGGACUGCAGCUCACAAGCAGCAGACCUGAGGCCCGAGGUGAUCAACGUAGAGCAGCUCCUGGGAGAAAGAGAGCUUGAUGGAAGCAGAUCCGCACCGACUGACUUAGUGCGCGCCACCUGUUGCCUUUACGGGACAUCACCAUGACUUCCGCUUCUCUUCCCGCAGCACUUUUCGCUCUGACCGUCGUCGUCCAUUUCUGUCCGUCGGGCUCGCUGGUCCUCCAGUCGGAAGUUCCUGCGGGCAUCCAACAGGGGGCAGAGUCCCCCAAGUGCGCCUCUUGCACUGUGGGCCAGGUGAGGAAGAACUCCAGCGAUAUGGUCGACGCGGUCAAGCGUCACAUCCUCAACAUGCUCCACCUGAGCACACGACCCAACCUGACGCAAACGCUUCCUCGCGCCGCGGUUCUCAACGCCAUCAAGAAACUGCACGUGGGCCGCGUGGCCAACGACGGCAGCGUGGACGUCCAAGUGGACGGGACCGACCCCGAGGCGCCUGCCGCCGCAGAGGUCAUCGCCUUUGCCGAACCCGGAGAGGCCGGGAACACCCUGACCUUCGACCUCUCCAAGGAAGGCGGUAAGGGGGCGUCGGUGGAGAAGGCCGACCUGUGGAUCUUCCUCAAGGUGUCGAGGGGAAGUCGGGCCAAAGGCAAGGUGAAGCUGCAGCUCCACCAGGCUGAGCAGGACGCGCCCGCCUCGGAGAAGAUGGCGGACACGCGUCGGAGCGGCUGGCACGUCCUGGCCGUGCCGCGCUGCGUUCAGUCCUCGCUGGACCGAGGCGACAGGCCGCUGCAUCUUCGGCUGUCCUGCCCGCUCUGCGCCGGGGCCGGCGCCACGCCGGUCCUGUCUUCCGCCGGCGGCGACCAAUCCCAUCGGCCCUUCCUAAUGGUGGCGCUGCGCGCCGGAGAGGAAGCGGCUCGGCGCCGGACGGCUCGCAGUUUGGAGUGCGACGGCAAAACGCGCACGUGCUGCAAACAGCAAUUCUACGUGAGUUUUCAGGACAUCGGCUGGAGCGACUGGAUUAUCGCGCCGUCCGGUUACCAUGCCAACUACUGCGAGGGAGACUGUCCCAACCACAUGGCGAGCGUCGGCGGCUCGGCGCUCUCCUUCCACACCGCCGUCAUCAACCAGUACCGCAUGAGGGGCUCCGGACCCUUCCAGAAUGUCAAGUCAUGUUGCGUGCCCACGCGGCUGCGCGCCAUGUCCAUGCUGUACUUCGACGACGAGCAGAUGAUCGUCAAAAAAGACAUACACGAUAUGAUUGUGGACCAGUGCGGCUGCUCGUGAAAACGCUCGCGCACUAAACCGAGCGGGUCAAACGUAGGAUUUGAUCAAGCCGCUCUUUUCCACAUUGGAAAGCAAGCAGGGAGUUCAUCAAAACUGAAAAAUAUGAUGUCAUUCAUUUGAUCCCUUUUCAUUUCGACUUUGUGUCAAAGUCUCGUCGGUGGACGGUUGAACGCUUGCAGACGACCGACUGGACGUUGCAGAGGAAGGAAGCCAAAGAUGGAACGUUGGCUUGUGAGGGAAUUUUCAAAACCCUUCACAUGGGAAUGAAGAGUGUUUUGGUGCAUGUCCACCGCCCCCCCCCCAC